AUGUUACUCGUUGCAGCACUCUAUGUUAAUGAUCUUUUAAUUACCGGACCUGAAGGGCAAUAUUUAACUGAGUUUAAAACUCAGAUGAAGAAGGUGUUCGAAAUGACAGACUUGGGUGAAAUGACUUAUUUUCUUGGGAUGGAGGUUAUACAAUCUACUGGUAAGAUUGUUUUGCAUCAAGUGAAAUAUGCAAAAGACCUACUUAACAGGUUCAAAAUGAGUAUGUGCAAGGCUGUAAGUACACCUUUGAGUACUGGUUCAAAAUUUUGCAGAGAUGAUGGUACUGCUAAGGCAAAUGGGCAGUUCAUGCAAGAUCCUACAGAGACUCAUUUUACAGUAGAUAAGAGGAUCUUGAGAUAUGUGAAGGGAACUAUGGAUUAUGGAUUAGUUGCAGUGUUUGCUUGGAAUUCAAAGCAACAAGUGGUUGCUCAGUCAACAGCUGAGGCUGAGUACAUUGCUUGUGCAGCUACUGCUAACCAUGCUCUAUGGUUAAGGAAGUUACUUGUUGAGCUGGGAUUCAAGCAAGUCAAAGGAACUCUGCUCAAUGUUGACAACAUGUCAACAAUUGCUAUUGCAAAAAACCCUGUUCAACAAGGCACAUCAGAGUCAAGUACCAUGCUCUGA
Messenger RNA from Theobroma cacao (cacao), 624 nucleotides. The record is from RefSeq and is a predicted model, not a curated record. Lineage: Eukaryota; Viridiplantae; Streptophyta; Magnoliopsida; Malvales; Malvaceae.